AUGUACGUUGAAAUCACUUCCCAAGAACAAUUUACAAAACUAACUACCGCUGAAGCUACCGAUAAAUUGGUAUCCAUUUAUUUCCAUACCUCUUGGGCUGAACCAUGUUCUGCUAUGACACCUGUUUUCAAGGCAGCUAGUGUUGAUCAUACUAAUAAGGAUGUCAUAUUUUUAUCUAUUGACGCCGAAAACUAUAGUGAAAUUGCCGAAUUAUUUGACGUUUCUUCAGUCCCAUACUUUGUUUUUAUCAAAAAUGGGACUAUAUUGAAAGAAUUAGCUUCUGCUACCCCAAAAGACUACGUCAAAAUUUUAAAUAGUUUAAAUGUUACUUCCUCUACUUCCCAAUUGCAAGAACAAAAUACUGCAUCAGGAUCUUCUGCUCCAACGAAGAAAAAUAACACUGCUACAGAAAACAAUUAUGAUGUUGGUACUAACGAUCGUGAACAAGGAGAAGACGAAGACGAAGAAGAAGAAGAGGAGGAAAGUGAAGAACAGUUGAAUGAAAGAUUGAAACAGCUAACUCAUGCUGCUCCAGUUAUGUUGUUUAUGAAAGGUACCCCAAAUGAACCAAAGUGUGGGUUUAGUAGACAAAUGGUUGGUAUUUUAAGGGAACAUCAAAUAAAAUUUGGAUUUUUCGAUAUUUUAAAAGAUGAUGGUGUGAGACAAGGGUUAAAAAAAUUCAGUGAUUGGCCAACCUACCCACAAUUAUAUAUAAAAGGUGAAUUACAAGGUGGAUUAGAUAUUAUAAAGGAAUCUAUAGAAGAGGAUGCUGACUUUUUCCAACAUGCUUUAGAAGCUUGA
Saccharomycodes ludwigii is the source of this 801-nucleotide messenger RNA. It is a transcript of the gene GRX4, whose product is annotated as monothiol glutaredoxin GRX4. Lineage: Eukaryota; Fungi; Ascomycota; Saccharomycetes; Saccharomycodales; Saccharomycodaceae. Gene Ontology annotation, molecular function: 2 iron, 2 sulfur cluster binding. Bases 1 to 801 code for a protein of 266 amino acids. The transcript has a single exon. The record is from RefSeq and is a predicted model, not a curated record.